Peniophora sp. CBMAI 1063 is the source of this 651-nucleotide messenger RNA. The record is from the annotation of a GenBank genome assembly. NCBI's taxonomy places the organism in Eukaryota, Fungi, Basidiomycota, Agaricomycetes, Russulales, Peniophoraceae.
AUGCCACCCAUCUACUUCGAUCGGGGCUAUGGCGACCGUUUGCUGCCGUUACCGCGCACGCUCAAUGGUUUCGUCUCCAUGCUCCAGGACCAUGUUCGAGCGCUGGGGAGUGUUCGCGUUCAUCAGGAGAUGCGCAUCGUUUACCGUAAGCGAAUGGCGCCAGGAGGGAGGAAGAAGGUCAUCCGCGACGCUCGUGCCGCCCAAGUCGCGCUCGAAGCGGAACUUAUGCGCGAAGACGGCGCUGUUCCCGAGUGGGCGCAACUCGUUGCAGCACAUAUCAUCAAUGACCUUGGAAGCGGCUAUGACGGCUACGACAACGGCGAGGGUAAGGGCGGCGGCGGCGAGCGCGAGUGCAAGGACGGUGGCGAGAACGAGAGCAAAGCCGGCGGCGAGAGCGAGGGCACGGACGAGGGCGACAGCAAGAUGGAGCAUGACGGCGACGAUGAGUCACCCAUCAUAGGCGUCUCAUCGUUCUCAAUGGACGACGGGCUCAUCGACGAACACCUCCGUCGAGUAUUUGCCUGGAGGAUGGGUGAUAGGAACCCGGAAGCAACCCGGAAGGGGUAUCGGUUGAGAACGUGCGGAGAUGCUAGUACGUUAUUGCUCGAUAAUCUUCGUGACUGCAUUCUCACGAUCAUGGCCUCGGUCUAG